This is a messenger RNA of Dicentrarchus labrax (European seabass), 3752 nucleotides long. Its product is annotated as synaptic vesicle glycoprotein 2C-like. Bases 490 to 2700 code for a protein of 736 amino acids. The record is from RefSeq and is a predicted model, not a curated record. The transcript is spliced from 13 exons. Gene Ontology annotation, cellular component: membrane. Gene Ontology annotation, molecular function: transmembrane transporter activity. NCBI's taxonomy places the organism in Eukaryota, Metazoa, Chordata, Actinopteri, Moronidae. Gene Ontology annotation, biological process: chemical synaptic transmission; transmembrane transport.
CGCUUCCCACCUCCCCUCCCAGCCUCUCUCCUCUUCCCUUGGACUGCAGCAGAGAAACCGCUGCAUCGAGAGAAGAGAAGAAACAAGAAAUCUCGGCGCGAUGCCUCCUGCCUCUGCUGCUGUGUAGAGAAAUCGGGGAGACUCAUCGAGCUCGGUGCGAUGCAUCUGGUCCUCUGCACACUGCUGAUGGUGUCUUCUGCUGAGCUCUGACAGACUGAGGAUCUUUCCAAUUUGAGAUCAACUGUCUCCAUUUCAGUACUGUCUGGCUUCUCCCAUCCAAUGGAAUUAGACCUCAUUACUUAAUCAUUAGUUUCCUGGCAUCUGACUGACUUUUCAGCACUAAUAAACUGCCUUAAGUCUUGCUCUGUCUGGGAAUAGAUGAUCAUAAAGAAAGAAAGAAUAGGUAGCUUAUAUUAGUAGCACCGGGUGGAAUAAAAGGUCAAGAGAGUUGAAUAAGAGACUUUAAGUGCCAGCUAACCUUGUGUCAAGAUGGAUGAAACACAUAACAACAGGACUUCCUUGGUUAAAGGUGCCAAGGACAUCGCUAAAGAAGCCAAGAGGCACGCUUCCAAAAAUUUCAGCAAAGCUGUUGAUUGUGCCUCAGAUGAAUACUCAACUCAUCGCAGCUACAACCGUUUCCAAAACGAGGAUGAAGAAGAGAACAACUACAAUAAUUACACUCAGCAAGAUGGUAACUACGCUGACAACGCAGCCAACGACGAGGACGGGGCCUCCAGCGACGCCACGGAGGGCCACGACGAUGAAGACGAGAUCUACGAGGGGGAGUACCAAGGCGUGCCUGCGUACAAUGAUGGGAAGCCUCGGGAUGGUCAGGUGGCUCUGGGCCAGCCGGUUUCUGACAGCCUAAAGAGCCGCAAGGAGUUGGAAAAUGAGAGACUGGCAGAUGAGGAGGAGCUUGCCCAGCAGUACGAGCUGAUCAUGCAGGAGUGUGGCCAUGGGAGAUUCCAGUGGCAGCUGUUCUUUGUACUCGGGCUGGCGCUCAUGUCAGAUGGUGUGGAGGUGUUCGUAGUGGGCUUUGUCCUACCCAGUGCUGAGACAGACAUGUGUGUCCCCAACUCUGGUGCCGGAUGGCUGGGUAGCAUUGUGUAUCUGGGGAUGAUGUUCGGAGCCUUUUUUUGGGGCGGCCUGUCAGACAAGCUGGGACGUAAACAGUGCCUGCUGAUAUCCAUGUCUUUCAAUGGCUUCUUCGCCUUCCUAUCCUCCUUUGUCCAAGGCUACAGUAUGUUCCUCGUCUGCCGCAUGUUGUCUGGCUUUGGGAUUGGAGGAGCAGUACCAAUAGUGUUCUCGUACUUUGCGGAGGUGUUGGCCCGGGAGAAGAGAGGAGAGCAUCUGAGCUGGCUGUGCAUGUUCUGGAUGAUCGGAGGAAUUUACGCCUCAGCCAUGGCCUGGGCUAUAAUCCCACACUAUGGCUGGAGUUUCAGCAUGGGUUCAGCGUACCAGUUCCACAGCUGGAGAGUGUUCGUGGUGGUGUGUGCGCUGCCGUGUGUCUCUGCAGUGGUAGCUCUCACUUUUAUGCCUGAGAGCCCCCGCUUCUACCUGGAGAUGGGUAAACACGACGAGGCCUGGAUGGUGCUCAAACAAAUCCAUGACACCAACAUGCGUGCCCGUGGAGAGCCCGAGAGAGUCUUCACUGUGAACAGAAUAAAAAUCCCCAAACAGCUGGACGAGCUGGUGGAGAUGCAGAAUGAGUCAGCCAACCCUGUGCUCAAGGUCCUCUUCAAGAUCAAGGCUGAGCUCAGAGGAAUCUGGUUGACUUUUAUGAAAUGCUUCAACUACCCAGUGAAAGACAACACUAUAAAACUGGCUACAGUGUGGUUUACUCUGUCUUUUGGGUUCUACGGGCUCUCUGUGUGGUUCCCGGAUGUCAUCAAGCACCUUCAGGCCGAUGAGUACGCCUCCAGAGUGAAGAUCCACAACAACGAACGCACUGAAGACUUCACCUUCAACUUCACCCUGGAGAACCAAAUCCACAGAAACGGAGUCUUUCUAAAUGACAGGUUUAUCAGUAUGAAGUUCAAGGCGGUCACAUUCAUCGACUCAUCUUUCCUCAACUGCUACUUUGAAGAUGUCUCCUCAGUUGGCUCUUCCUUCAAAAACUGCACCUUUGUAGACUCCUUCUUUUACAACACAGAUAUUGACGACACCAAACUAACAAAUUCAAGAGUGAUCAACAGCUCCUUCCACCACAACAAGACAGGCUGUCAGAUGACAUUUGACGAUGAUUACAGUGCCUACUGGGUCUAUUUCGUAAACUUCCUUGGGACACUGGCUGUGCUGCCUGGAAACAUCGUCUCUGCCCUCCUCAUGGACAAAAUAGGACGCCUUAGCAUGUUAGGAGGCUCCAUGGUGCUGUCAGGCAUCAGCUGCUUCUUUCUUUGGUUCGGCACCAGUGAGUCUAUGAUGAUCUUCAUGCUCUGUCUCUACAACGGCCUCAGUAUCUCUGCCUGGAACUCCCUGGAUGUGGUCACUGCUGAGCUGUACCCAACAGACAGGAGGGGCACAGGAUUUGGCUUCUGUAAUGCCAUGUGCAAGCUGGCAGCGGUGCUGGGCAACCUGAUCUUUGGCUCACUGGUUGGCAUCACCAAGGCUAUCCCCAUCCUGCUGGCAUCGUCCGUGUUGGUUGGCGGCGGGCUGGUGGGGCUCCGACUGCCAGACACACGUGCCAAUGUCCUCAUGUAAACCUCAACACAGAACAGUAUGUUGUUUACCAGGUAUUUACUCAGUAUACUGAAUAACAUGAUGAUUUGUGGACUGAUUUAUUUGAAUAUCACCGAAACAAGCUGUUGGCUGUCAUCCUUCUUGUAUUUAUUAUUUGAUAAAUAAUGUUGACUGUGUUCACAAACCCGCAUACAGGAGAAGUGAUUGUCUUUUUUUGGUAUUUCUGAGUUAAAUACCUGGUAAAUAAUAAAGGAUAGUGAAAUGCAGUUUAACUUAACAAUUAGCUGUAGAUAUAAAGAGUUUAAAGACAGGAAUUCAAGAUAAAAAAGCUGUUCAGACACAAGUUAGAAUUAUCAGUGGCGAUAAAACUCUGCAUAUCAGCAGCUCAUUAUCUACCAUGGGCUGUUUCACACAUGCAACCCACAAAUGCAUGUGUCAAAGCUGCAAAAGGCUUGGAUUUCUGACAAUUGUUCCUUUCCAAAUCCUGCUCAGUCUUGCUCAGAUUAAAGGAAUAGUUUGACAUUUUGGGAAAUAAAGUUACCCCCAGCAGCCGUUAGCUUAGCUUAAAGACUGGAAAAAGCUAGUCUGAAGUACAGUAACAAAAUACACCAACCAACACCUCUGAAGCUCACUGAAGAGAUAGUGACAGAGACAAAGGUUGCUCAGCAACAACAAUAGCAACAGUAACAACUAUACAAGUAGAAAUGUCUAAUAAUAGGAAUGAUGAUAAUGAUCAUAAUGGUAAAUGGACUGUUCUUAUACAGCGUUUUCUAGUCUCCCAACCACUCAAAAGUGCUGUACACCACAUGCCACAUUCACCCAUGCACCCUCAUUCAUACGGUGAUGACAAAGGCCAUCACAAACGGAAAGUAAUUCAUUCACACACAUUCACACAGCGAUGCACAGCAUCAGGAGCAAUUUGGGGUUCAGUACCUCGCUCAAGGACACUUUGACAAGCAGCGGGAGGAGCCGGUGAUUGAACCGAUCUCGAUACGUUGAGAUGCAUCGAGAAUCGUUGUGCAUAUUUUGAAGUCAGUGAAGAUUCACACCUCUAGAGGUGCUUGUAGGUGGAU